GACAUCCUGCCAAACUUCCUCUCGUGAGUCUUUCCCUGCAAUGCCGCUUGGUCUUCGGGCUGCGACAGAGGCACGCUGACAGGUGUGCGUCGACUGCAGCUCCAUCGCCUCUUUCCUCUUCCCGCUCUUCGCAUCCUACAAGGCCCUCAAGACAUCCGACCCGGCCCAGCUUACACCAUGGCUCAUGUACUGGUCCGUCUUGUCAUGUGUCGUGCUGUUUGAGUCCUGGACCGAGUUCAUCCUCGCCUGGGUCCCCUUCUACGCGUACAUACGCCUCUUCUUCCUGCUGUAUCUCGUCCUGCCGCAGACACAAGGCGCCCGGCAAAUCUACGAGACCUACCUCCACCCGUACCUCGAAGAGAACGAGUCGGCCAUCGAAGAAUUUAUCGCGAACGCCCACGACAGACUCAAGGAAGCCGGCCUGGCAUAUCUAAAGCAGGCGAUCGAGCUGUUCAGGACCCGCGUGCUCGGGCUCGCACCAUCCGAGGUGGCCCAGGAGGACCAGCGGCGCGCAAGUGAGGCCCCACAGGGCUACACACAGGCUCUGCUUGCUAGGUUCAGCGUGCCUGCGGCGCGCUGGGCUGCGAACAAUGCCGGCAGCGCCGGACACGACUUCUACAACUUGCUGGCUGGCGCAGUCAGCGCGGCGGCCGGGAGCGCUACCGGCGGGUCGAGCAGUAGCACCAGUGCGGCGGCAAGAGGUGCUGGCGGCCAGAGCAGCACCUUGAUCCCGCAGAACAUCCGUGACGCGCAGGAGAAGAUAACAUUUAUCGCGGCGCAGCGGGAGCGUCUGAACUUCGUGUUGGGCGCGCUCGACAAGGAAGCCGCCGAAAUCGAGAAGAGCCGCGGCGGAUACGCCCGCGGAGGCGACCUGCGGCCCAGCAGCAUCAGCCUCGACGGCACCACGCCAGACAACGAGGCUUCGCGCCCACCCAGCGGCGGCAGUGUCUGGAGCGGCCUGAGCAAGUCACGCAGCGAGGUCGACUUUGAGAAGAUUGACGCCGAGAGCGGUGCCGAGGACGAGAACGGCAUGCGGCGGCGCGCGGCGCAGCUGGCCGACGGCGACGAGACGCCCGGCGUGACUAGCAAGGCGUGGAGCUUCCUCGGUUUCGGAACGACGACUACCGGCCCCGCGACGCCAAAGGCUGAUGACGAUGGUGCUGGCCGGAGCUCAGGGUUUCAGAAGUAGGUGGACAUCAUUGUGUUCGCACACGAUUUUGGCUGUUAUGCGUUUUUGGAGUUCCGGCGACUUUGAGCAGCUCCGUCUUUCGUGAUGGCUGCAUUGAGUUGAUUGUAACAAGCAGCACUUACAAUGAUAUAUCUUCCCUAUGCCG
This is a messenger RNA of Microdochium trichocladiopsis, 1334 nucleotides long. Its product is annotated as TB2/DP1, HVA22 family-domain-containing protein. The transcript has a single exon. The record is from RefSeq and is a predicted model, not a curated record. The coding region runs from base 185 to 1189 and encodes 334 amino acids. NCBI's taxonomy places the organism in Eukaryota, Fungi, Ascomycota, Sordariomycetes, Xylariales, Microdochiaceae.